ACAGACAGUACUUAAUAUAAGUGAAAAAUAAAGAUGAACGCUCUUCAACCUGUCCUGAAAUUACCAAAAAAUUCGAAGCAGAAAGAAGAUGGUGGCAGCAGCAACAGCGGUUAUGACUGGUACAAUUCUCACGUCCUCGCUGCUUCCCCGAGGGCUUACGAGACCAGUUCCUGGUCUGCAUUGGACAAAUAACCAGCGACAGUUUGUGAGGAAGACUGCCUCUAAUGUUAUCACUGCAAAAUUUGAGCUCAAGCCUCCACCAUAUCCGCUGAAUGCUUUGGAGCCAAAUAUGAGCCAAGAAACCCUGGAGUAUCACUGGGGAAAGCACCAUAGAGCUUAUGUUGAGAACCUAAACAAGCAAAUUGCAGGAACAGAGUUAAAUGGCAUGUCAUUGGAAGAGAUUGUAAUUGUUUCAUACAACAACGGGGACAUGCUUCCAGCUUUCAAUAAUGCUGCACAGGCUUGGAAUCAUCAAUUCUUCUGGGAAUCCAUGAAACCGGGCGGUGGGGGAAAGCCAUCUGGAGAACUUCUAAGUUUGAUUGAAAGAGAUUUUGGUUCUUUUGAAAGAUUUGUAGAAGAGUUUAAAUCUGCUGCAGCCACGCAAUUUGGUUCUGGCUGGGCUUGGCUUUCAUAUAAAGCAAAUAGGCUGAAUGUUGGAAAUGCAGUAAAUCCUUCUCCAUCAGAUGAGGAUAAAAAGCUUGUGGUGGUGAAGAGUCCCAACGCUGUAAAUCCCCUUGUUUGGGACUAUUCUCCGCUACUUACAAUUGAUGUUUGGGAGCAUGCAUACUACUUAGACUUUCAGAACCGCAGACCUGAUUACAUAUCAACAUUUAUGGAGAAGCUUGUAUCAUGGGAUGCAGUAAGUGACAGACUCGAGAAUGCGAAGGCUCGCGCUGCAGAAAGAGAAAAAGAAGAAGAAAGGAGGAGAAAGGAGGAAGAGGGGGAAAAAGCUGGAGAUGAUGAAGCUGUAGAAGUGUACUUGGAUAGUGAACAUGACGAAUCAGAAGUUGAAUGAAUUUGGAAACAUGGACACGUUUUUCUUGAAUCUACCAUGGGUUUUGUAGGAUACCACCAAUUUCCGGGUCUUUGCGGGGUUAGGAGAUAUUAAUUGAGAUCUAGUUGUUGUGUUGUAUCAAUGAACAAGCAUAUUUCAACCCGAAUAACACAAACUAUUUCCAAGAA
Molecule: messenger RNA, 1182 nt
Organism: Carica papaya (papaya)
Lineage: Eukaryota; Viridiplantae; Streptophyta; Magnoliopsida; Brassicales; Caricaceae
Gene: FSD2
Product: Fe superoxide dismutase 2
Biological process (GO): superoxide metabolic process
Cellular component (GO): chloroplast nucleoid
Molecular function (GO): metal ion binding; superoxide dismutase activity
Source: RefSeq, a predicted model, not a curated record